GUGAGAACAGGAUGCGGGGCAGAUGAGGUAGGACUAUUGGAAUGGCGGUGACUUCGGUGGGACCCAGUAGAGGAAAAACAAAAGUCCGAGAGCAUCGGCCACGUCAGAAGCGAAGGCGACGUUGAGGAGCUGGGACCCACAUCAAACAUUUUUCCAGGCCCUAUUAGUAAUUUUACUUCUACCGUACAGGUCUACUAAUAUACUCUCCGCGGUUAGCACACCACAGCCCGGCCAGUAGCCGCUGGGUUCGAGUCUUGGGGGGUGGGGGAAAAGGAUGCCUGGGGGCAUAACAAAAAAAAAAAAUAUAUAUAUAUAUAUAUAUAUACUCUCCGCGACUAUCCGCCACAUCAAUCACCCACCCACUCUCACUCACAUGCUCUUUUUUAUUUCCUUCUUAAUGGCUCUUUGAGAGACUCCCAAAUAGAAAUGGAUUCCACCGCCUAUCGCCACCGGCGGUCGCCCGCCUCGGACCGAUUCCUCACCAUCUUCUCCUUCUCACCACCAUCCUCUGCGAUAGCCACCGGUGGCGACGAGCUCGUCGAAGCCGAAGUGUUUUGGACCAACGACUUCAUCGAACAGAACCAGAACCAGAACCCCCAUGGUUCGACCCUCUCUCGCUCUUCCUCUAACCUUCAUAGCUUUGACGUAGAUCAUCCAAAGAACUCUGGAAUUCUUGCAGUACUGCCUGAACCACCCGAUCAUGGCCCACAAACCACCCUGUACCACAAACCCUCACUCUCAUCGUCGUCGAGGCUGAUUCCGGUGAUACCUAGGCCUCCUCAGAAUCAGGGCUCGCAAGAUAAAGACUAUUCCCAGUCUGCGCCGUCCGCGAAGUUCCACAAGUCGGCUCCCAUGAACGUCCCUGUGCUCUCCAAGGCCAUGGAAACGCCAAGAAAGACACAGAUUUUUUUUGUGGAUGACGACGAUGGUGACGAUGAGAUUUUGCCCCCACACGAGAUCGUUGCUAGGGGUUCUGGUAUGUCACCCAAGACGACUUUUUCGGUGCUUGAAGGCGUUGGGAGGACUCUCAAAGGGAGGGAUCUGCGUCAGGUGAGGAAUGCUAUUUGGCGCAAAACUGGCUUUCUUGAUUAGAUAAUUUUUGGGUUCUAUAUAAGAAAGUCUUUGUUUUGUUUUUUUUUUUUUUUUUUUCCCCCCUUGAGAUCAUGUUUAGGUUAUAGUGUUUGUUUUUUUUAUGCAAUAUAUAGUUGGUUUAUGAGAACUUGAGAAGUCCUGUGGGUUUAAUGAGGGUCUGAGGAAAAUUGUCGGUCAAAAUGGAUACCAAUUUCUUGUAUCGAAUCACUCAUUCUGGAGAACGAAUCUUAUAUAAUGAAAUGAAAUUUUCUUCUUUAAUAAAUAA
Molecule: messenger RNA, 1357 nt
Organism: Ziziphus jujuba (common jujube)
Lineage: Eukaryota; Viridiplantae; Streptophyta; Magnoliopsida; Rosales; Rhamnaceae
Product: protein S40-7
Exons: 1
Coding region: 427-1092 (221 amino acids)
Source: RefSeq, a predicted model, not a curated record